Molecule: messenger RNA, 2634 nt
Organism: Oryzias latipes (Japanese medaka)
Lineage: Eukaryota; Metazoa; Chordata; Actinopteri; Beloniformes; Adrianichthyidae
Molecular function (GO): GTP binding
Source: RefSeq, a predicted model, not a curated record
AGGGGGCAGCAGACUGUCAGUCACAACAGUGUUUACAUCUCGAGACUGAGCAGAGUUUAGCCCCUGACCUUAGUCCUUUGUCUCCCAGGAUGAAAUGGAAACCUUAACCAUAAGUACAAAUGCCUUCAAACUUUAAAGAAGAAGUUUUUCCUGCAGGUGAACAGAAAGUGAAAGAAGAACCUGUUGACAUGGAGGUGGACGAAGAAGGUAAAACCUUAAGCAAUGAGGAAGUCAGACUCGUCCUCAUUGGGAAGACUGGAUCUGGGAAAAGCGCGUCUGGGAACACCAUCCUGGGCCGCAAGCAGUUCCUGUCGCAGAUCAGCGCCAGCUCUGUCACACGGAUCUGUGAGCUUGGUAGCGCUGAGGUCAUGGUAGAAGAGGACACAGAGGAAGAUGGACUGGCUGCCAAAAAGGAAAGUAAGAGGAGAAUUACAGUGGUGGACAUGCCUGGUUUUGGAGACACUCACCUCACUGAGGAGGAGACUCAUGCAGAAAUAGCCAAGUGUAUUUCCAUCUCUGCGCCUGGUCCUCAUGCUUUCCUCCUGGUUGUGCCAGUAGGACGAUAUACAGACUGUGAGGACCAGGCUGUUUGCCAGUUGAUCAAGAUCUUUGGAGAAGCUGCUGUUCUUCAUCACACCAUCAUCCUUUUCACUAGAGGGGAUGACCUGGAAAACAUGACGAUUGAAGAUUAUCUGGAGACUGCACCAGCUGGCCUCAAAGCUCUGAUUGCAAGGUGUGGAGGAAGAUACCAUGUCUUCAACAACAAAGAUACCAACAACUCAGUGCAAAUACAGAAACUACUGUUGAAAGUGGAAAAAUUGGUUAAGCAGAGUAACAGAGGGUUUUAUAGUAAUGAGAUGUUUUUAGAGGCAGAGGCUGCCAUCAGAGACGAGCAGACGAAAUUGCUAAAGGAGCGAGGGCCUGCAGAUGAUUCAGAUCAGGACGAGAAUACACUACCAAAACGAAGAAAACAAGAUUUGGAGCCAAAUCAUAGAGAGGAAUCUGGUUUUAGGGUGGAAAGGUGGACAGAAGAAAGAAGAGAUAACCCCUUUUCUCCUCUGAGAGGAAAUGUUAGAGGCCGACAUCAGGGUGGGAGCAGGUCGGUCAGCCAGCGGCGGACUCUUCGUUCAUCCUUGGGUCGCAUCAGAAGGGAAGCGGCUCUUUCUCCAAAGGUGCUGGAGAAAAUUAAGAUCCUGGUGGCCUCUGGGGCCACAGGCAUGGCAGUGGGGGCUGCAUUUGGAGCUGCCGUGCCGUUAGCUGCUGCAGCUGGAGUCUCUCUUGUGGGCAGUUCUGUUGGUUUUGCUGCCAGUCAGCUUGCUGGAAUGUCGGUUGCAGGAGGUACGGGUAUUGGGAAAGCGGUUGGUGCGAUUGUGGCUGCAGCCUCAGGAAAAACUGCUGUGGCGUUAGGUGCAGCUACAGGUGUGGUUGUGGGCGGGUCCAUCGGAGCUGUUGCUGGUACUGAGGCUCUCGGCCCUCAGGAGGGCGCCCUAGAUGCCCUUCAGCAAGUCAGUUUAGUAGGAGCGUCUGCUGUGGGGGUUGCAGCAGGUUUAGGUUGCACCUUGGGAGCUGGUGCAGCUUUAGGUGCAGCUCUGGAGGGAAGCAGCUUUAGUGCUGCAGCUCUCAGUGGAGCUGAAACUGCAGCUGUCGGAGCAGCAGAUGCCGGCUCUGCAGCUGCAGCUCAGCUAACUUCAGCUGUGGCAGAACAUGCAGCAGGCUCUGCUGGAACCAUAUCUGCAGGGACUCAUCAGGGCACCUUUGCUGUGGCUCAGGAUUUAGCUGCAAAUGUUCCGGUGGUUGCUAGGACUGGCAGUGAGCUACAAGGAUGCAGAGUAGCUACAACUUCUCGCCUUUUGAACGCAGUGGCUGAGAUUGGAAAAGCUGCAGCAGGCUUCGCCCUGGCUGGAGGUCUGGUUGUGAAGGUGGUGAAGGAAAAAGUCAGAAGUUGUACAGGAACAGCAGGAACCAACUACUCUGAGAAAUCAUCCUAUGAAGUCUACUGGAACAAAUAAAUUCAAGCUAGGAGUCCAAUUUUAUGCAGUGGAAUCAUAUUCAUUUCUUGUGUACAUAUGAUAAGUACAUGCAGUGGCUUUCUCUCACUUUUAAGUUUUCAAAUUGUUAGUAAGUUGAAGUGAUUCACUAGAAGCUGUUUGCUUGAAACAAACAGAAUUUGUACCCCAAAAAAACUAUAAUCUGAAGAGAUUUUGGUUUGCUAUUUAGAUAAAUACAAAUAUGAUCAAUAUUAUGUGUAAUCAUGUCAUGAAAAUAAACUCAAGGAAAAAUAAACACUUGAUUAUUUGCACUCACAGAUGACAGUGGGUGUUUGUACUACACUGUCUAACAUUUAUUAUAUAGCCCAAACAGGAGCUUUGGACUUCUGUUCCUACCUCUGGUUUGGACCAUCUAGAACCAGGAAAUUAUUUUUAAAAUUUAUUAUUCUUAUGUUUCCUAACAGAUAAACAUGCACUUCUUUAGUUUUCCUACAUUAACGAUUAUGUAUUUUUCAAAUGACUGAUUUAAUUCUGUUUACCAACUGGCAUUUACCGUUAAGUGUUUUUUGUUACCAUUUCUCCACAUAAUGGAACAAAAGUAUUUUAAGCACAAUAUGCACUAAAUAAUAAAAAGUAUGUAAAAUGA